This is a messenger RNA of Fonsecaea multimorphosa CBS 102226, 930 nucleotides long. RefSeq lists its product as uncharacterized. Bases 1 to 930 code for a protein of 309 amino acids. The record is from RefSeq and is a predicted model, not a curated record. The transcript has a single exon. Lineage: Eukaryota; Fungi; Ascomycota; Eurotiomycetes; Chaetothyriales; Herpotrichiellaceae.
AUGAGCCCUCUGGCAUUGCCUCAAUGCUCACUCUCGUCGGACUUGCCGACCUUCCCAGACUACAGGAUAGAUGAUCUUGAUCACCGAGUCGCUACUGACCAGAAUGUUGUCGACUGGUGCCGACACUGGCGCCAACACGCGAAGAAUAGAUCAGGUCAAGACCGCCUGCUCGGCGAAUGGACCUCCAACCUGCUGGUCAAGAUCAGCGACGAAGCGGUGGUGAAAUUUGGCGUGCUGGUGACGCCGUCCGAAGCGGCCAACCAAGAGUUUGCCCGAAGCUUACUAGAGUCGCGAUGUCUAUCUGUACGCGUCCCUCGCGUAUAUCGUUUCUUUCAAAGCCAGGAUAUCGACAGCCACUGGCAGGACCCGGUUGGCUUCCUCAUUAUGGAAUUCGUCCCCGGGAUAUCACUCUCAGAUAUGGCUCUUGAAAGUCUACCGCCCUACGUUGACGGAAUCUCUCAGGCCAUACAAGCUAUGCUAGGAACUCACCGCAACACUCCAGGCCCAGUCGAUGGCGGAGAGCCCAAAGGCCCUAUAUGGGCACCCGACUACCGUGCCUACGAACACUUCAAGUCAGUCCACGACCUUGAUGCCUGGUUUGAUCGGGCUCUGGUGCCAGAAGGCGCAACCAUCGAACUGAAUCAAUACCCUCCGUCGUUCUGCCACCUCGAUUUUACUCGGCGUAAUAUAAUUGUCGCCCAUGACCAGACGUUGUAUCUUCUCGACUGGCAAUGCUCUGGCUUCUUUCCUUGGGUCCUUGAAGUAUGGAAUUUCGAAAUUACUCUGGCCAACGAUACCGCGUACAAGGACCUUUUGAUAGGGACACUUCCAUCCCUCAAUGAAAAAGAAAAGGUCACCCAUUGGCUACUGUGGCGUGCCUACUAUAACAACAUGCUUCGCAAUCUGUUAGUCGUCCGCGUACACAGUUGA